This is a messenger RNA of Symbiodinium pilosum, 486 nucleotides long. NCBI's taxonomy places the organism in Eukaryota, Dinophyceae, Suessiales, Symbiodiniaceae. The record is from the annotation of a GenBank genome assembly.
AUGAGCGUGCCGAGCGUGCCGGCAACCCGGCGCGUGUUCAAGAAAACGCAGCUUUGUAGCUUCUGGGUGCGCGGCGCCUGCAAACGUGGGGCAGCCUGUGCCUUUGCUCACGGGGAGUCUCAGCUGCGGGAGACACCAGAUUUGUCGAAGACAAAGAUUUGCAAGAUGUUCCAAACGGGCGCCUGUGAGCUCGGCGAGAGCUGCACCUUCGCCCACUGCCGGGAGGAGCUUCGGUCCCUCAGACCUAAGCGGGCAUCCUCAAAUGUUCUCGUAGAGGUGAAGCGGCUGGCAGCAAAGGUGCGGAGCGCGAACUCCGCAGCUGGCAGCGGCGGAAGUCUUUCAAGCCAGGAGCUCUCUGAGGAACUCUCAGAGGUGGGAUACGAGUGCUAUGCCGUGGUGGAGUUUGAGUCUGUGGACUUGGUGGUGCGGCAGCUCAUGAGCCCCGAGGCGGAGCUGCCUGAGGAGGGGCUGCUCUUCAAGCUCUAA